GUUCAUACCUCGGGAGCCAUUAUCCGGACUGACAUCCAAGGAUCGACACUAAUCGCGUCGCAUUGAUGGAGGCAAUUCGCGGGGAACAGAAUGACAGGUCUGGUCUAGUCACGGUAGCGCCCCGAACUUCGAGUCCCCCUUUCCAAUUCGUUGUUGGGGGCCAAGUCUGGGGCAGUUGGCAGACAUCACCCCAGACACUUCCUCGCCAUGGCCGCUGGAUAUGCGGGAUCCGAUGGAGCGGGUGUCGUCAAGCACGUCUGCAGGCCUGUCCCGCCUGGCUGGAUUGCCCCUGCAGGAGAGGGUGUGCCUGGAUGGUAUUCAUUUCCCGAUGGCAUGUUGUGGUGGGCUUGGCCACAUCUUGUUCACGGGCAGUAUAAGAUAUCGUCGUAGCUGUCUCAACUCCCGAGCGCCCUUGCUCGUGCUUCCCAAAGUUGGCCAAGCAAGACUGUUCCGGACUCCAUCAUCACGCCCACCAUGGAGACCCCCAAUGAGACCACACUGCCGACCGAAGGCGUCGAGAGGGCGUCCAGCUCGGUCGAGCGCCCGAUGAAGUCACACGCCCUUGACUCCUCGGACGAGGAGGCUAUCGGCUUCGAGAUCGACCUUGACUCGCUACCCAAGGGCUAUUACACGAGCCGCUUCUUUAUCGGCUCCAUGCUCGCGACUGGCAUCGGUCUCUGGGCCGGUGUCUCGGCUUUCGGUUACGCGGCGCCAAUCUUGGGGCAUAUCAACGAAGACAUCGGGCCCGACCCGCGCUACACCUGGAUCUCGCUCGUAUACAACGCCGCGCUGGCCGUCUGCCUGGCCCCGGUCGGCCGUCUGUCGGACAUUUUCGGCCGCCGCUACUGGUUCAUCGGCGGCGGCAUCCUCGCUGUCGCUGGCAGUAUCAUAUGUGCCACUGCGAAAUCCAUCCCUGUGCUCAUCGGCGGCAACGUGCUGCUCGGUGUAGCUAGCGCCACGCAGCUCUCCUUCCACUUUGUCAUGGGCGAGCUUGUCCCUGUCAAGUACCGCUAUAUGGGUAAUGCCUUCCUGUACAUCUUCAGCAUCCCCGGCUCCGGAAUGGGCCCGUCCAUCGCCUACGCCUUCAUCCAGCGCUACCCCUCUGUCGGCUGGCGCGGCAUCUAUUGGCUCCUGCUCGGUGCCAACGGCACCGCCCUUGCUUGCUGGGUGCUCUUCUACUUCCCGCCAUCCUUCAACAAGAAGCACCGUGGCGAGGAGCAGGCGAGCGUGGCCUACUGGGUGCGCAACUUUGAUUAUGUAGGCACGUCGCUGUUCGCCGUCGGCUUCGUCGUCUUCUUGCUUGGCCUCUCCUGGGGUGGCAACGUGUAUCCCUGGAAGUCGGCCGCGACCAUUGCCUCAAUUGUGCUCGGCACCAUCACCCUUAUUGCCUUUGUCCUCUGGGAGAUCUAUGCUCCGAUCAAGGAGCCGCUAGUACCGAUGCAUCUGUUCAAAAACGUGGAGUGGGUGGCUGCUGUGAUACUUCUCGGCCUCGGCGCCGGUGUCUAUUACGCAUUUGCCAUCAUCUGGCCCAUGCAGGUCACCGUGCUAUACGGCGACGGCAAGAGCCUCGACUACAUCGGCGCGGUCUCCAACAUCAUCGGCCUGGGCAUGAUCGGCGGCCAGAUCACCGGCGGCGCCCUCGCGAAGAAGAUCGGCAAGACGCGAUACCAGGUGAUGGGCGCCUUUGCCGUCGGGGCCAUCUUCCUCGCCUGCGCCGCAGUUGCCACGCCGGACAACAAGAACACGGCAAUCGCGCUCAUCUUUCUCGGCUGCUUCUGGAUCGGAUGGAACGAGUCCGUCUGCCUGUCCAACUCGACCAUCUGCGUGCACGACCAGCGCGAUAUCGGUAUCGCCGGCGGCAUGGCCGGCUCCAUCCGCGCCGCCAUCUGCGCCGUCCUGGUCGCCAUCUACUCGUCCAUCCUGACGAACCGUCUCACCACCACCAUCAGCACCGACGUGCCGGCCGCCCUGGUCGGCGCCGGACUGCCGGCCUCCAGCGUCGCCGACUUCAUCGCCGCCAUCUCCGCCGGCACCGCCGACGCCUUCGCCGCCGUCCCGGGCAUCUCAGACGCCAUCGUCGCCGUCGGCCUGCACGCCUACAAGGUCGCGAACGCGGACGCCUACCGCACCGUCUACCUGAGCACCAUCGCCUUCAGCGGGGUCGCCCUCGCCAUGAGCUGGUAUGCGCCCAAUACCGAGAGCCUCAUGACCGAGAACGUGGCUGCGACGCUGCAUAACGAGGAGACUUUGGAGGAGAAGGAAAUGAAGCCUGUAUAAGAGGAAAGCGAAAGAGGUGGGGGGGAAGCGCGUGGGGAAGUGCGUUGAAAUCGCCGACACUGAGGACCAAAUUUGUCCCAAGAUCUGCCUAUUGUCAUUCCAUGUCUUUCUAGGUAAUGCAGGUCCAGUGAAUAAUAUU
This is a messenger RNA of Phialemonium atrogriseum, 2416 nucleotides long. RefSeq names its product fungal trichothecene efflux pump. Gene Ontology annotation, molecular function: transmembrane transporter activity. The coding region runs from base 475 to 2277 and encodes 600 amino acids. Gene Ontology annotation, cellular component: plasma membrane. Gene Ontology annotation, biological process: transmembrane transport. The transcript has 4 exons. The record is from RefSeq and is a predicted model, not a curated record. Lineage: Eukaryota; Fungi; Ascomycota; Sordariomycetes; Cephalothecales; Cephalothecaceae.